UUUGCAAGAAAAAUUAAACACUCAUUUGAUGUAACAGGAGACAAAGCAGGCAACACAUCUAAUUCUCUUGGCUCUAGCGUUACCCCAGUGACUGUAGCUCAAAUUCCUGGACUAAACACACUUGGUAUUGCACUGGCUCGCUUGGACUAUGCUCCAUGGGGUCUUAUUCCACUACAUUUUCAUCCUCGUGCUACCGAAGUUUUAACAGUCCUAGAAGGCAGCCUCUACGUUGGUUUUGUGACCUCUAAUCCCAACAACCAGUAUACAAAGGUCCUUCAGAAGGGUGAUGUUGUCUUUCCAGUUGGACUCAUUCACUUCCAGCAAAAUGUGGGUCAAGGAAAGGCCAUCUCUAUCUCUGCCUUGAGUAGCCAAAACCCUGGAAUCAUUACUGUUGCUAAUGCCGUUUUCGGAUCAAAACCAUCCAUUGCAGAUGAUAUUCUGUCCAUGGCUUUCCAGGUGGACAAGUCUGUAAUUGAUUAUCUUCAAGUAAAAUUCUAGCCGAGCAGAAUACUAUGAAGCUCUAAGCCAUCAUAUUACUAGGUGAGUGUUUUCAUUAUGCUAAUGUUAUAUCACACAAAUUUAUUUUCUAAGGUUGUACUAGGAUUUUCAUUGAUUAAGGUUGCAUGAUAUGUCACCUACAAUUUCUAUAAUAUAUGGAUUAUAUUUUUAACUAAAUAUCAUUCUUUUCUCUGUAGCUUGAUGCAUGUAACUGUCUUGACAAUAUGAAAAGAGUAAUUGUCAACCACUGGGCCUUGUAGCUCGGUGGUACCCGGUACCAUGUGUAUCUUUGAGCUCAGGUUUUCUAUCCCCCAUAAUUAUCUAGCAAAAAAAAAAAAAAAAAAAGUAAUUGUUAAUGCACACACCUUAUUGCAAACACUGUACACAACUUAUUUCUUGAACUAAAAUUGUGACUUGAAUUCACGAUUUCAAUUCAAAAAAUGAAAUGUGUGUAAUAAACAAUACUCCUAUGAAAAUGUUCUGAAAGCAAGCUUACACUUUUGUUCUAAUUUGAGUGUUCUACUUUACAUGAUACCAAUCUAACUUGCUACACAUCUUUUCUAAGUAAUGGAAAAAAAAAA
Molecule: messenger RNA, 1079 nt
Organism: Quercus robur (English oak)
Lineage: Eukaryota; Viridiplantae; Streptophyta; Magnoliopsida; Fagales; Fagaceae
Product: putative germin-like protein 2-3
Cellular component (GO): cell wall
Molecular function (GO): manganese ion binding
Source: RefSeq, a predicted model, not a curated record